Messenger RNA from Ylistrum balloti, 639 nucleotides. RefSeq lists its product as uncharacterized. Bases 1 to 639 code for a protein of 212 amino acids. Lineage: Eukaryota; Metazoa; Mollusca; Bivalvia; Pectinida; Pectinidae. The transcript is spliced from 3 exons. The record is from RefSeq and is a predicted model, not a curated record.
AUGGCAUCCGAUUGUCCAGUACGUAAAUACAUGGAUGAUCCAAACAUACAGUGGAUACACGGAAAGCCAGAUUAUACUGCAGUGAAUAAGAAAUAUCUUGAGGAAAGAUCGAGAAAGCAUCCUGUCGAUUCGUUGGAGAAACUGGUUGAAAACCUUGUCAAAACUUGGGAAAUGGAAUCGUCCCACAAAGCACGAGAAGAGGAUUGGCAAUCCGUUGUGAAGGAGACAUUCACAAUCAACACGAACGGAGGUAAUCGAUUUACAUUGAAGGACAACAUUGAAAAGGGGAACUACAAUAUCUUGAUGUGGGAUUCACCCCUUUAUCAAGCACAGGAAGAGACCAAUGAAUCAUCACACAAACUGUUCCGUCAUGCCAUGCCGAAUGGAUUUGCGUGGGAGGUUUUAGAAACUUUUUCAGGACCACCAAAAGUAUCCUUUACUUGGAGACACUGGGGGAAAUGGGAAGCAAAUUACAAGGAUUCCAAACCCACGGGAGAGACCUUGGAAUUGACCGGAAGUUGUGUUGCUGUCGUCAAUGAGAAUUUGAAAAUCGUGUCAAUUGAAGUGUUUUAUGACCCAAACCCAAUGAUGGCUAAACUCCUCAAUUUCAAGUUAGGAAGUAAAUGUCCCGUUGCAUAA